Molecule: messenger RNA, 976 nt
Organism: Paramecium pentaurelia
Lineage: Eukaryota; Ciliophora; Oligohymenophorea; Peniculida; Parameciidae
Source: the annotation of a GenBank genome assembly
AUGGGAGUGUGUCAUAACAAAAAGCAAGAACAAAUGAAAAAUACAACUAUCCUCAAUAAAAGUCAACCAAGAGCUAAAAUUCCAUAGACAACAGAAUAAAUACUAGAAUUUGCUAUAACAGAGCCCUUUGAAGAUAGCAAUCUCAUAUACAUUUCUCCAUAAUUCAAACAUAAAACCUAAUCAUCAAAGCAACCAAGUCCUACCUACUCAUUGAACCUCUCAAAUUAUAAAUAUCGUUUUUCUUCAAAAUAUGUUCACUAAGAAUUCAAAUUGAAUGAGAGUAUCAUACUUAUUUUAUUAGUUAGAAUAGCUUAUCAUUCAUAGAGAGAGUGGGUUACCAUAUUACCUUGAAAUUUUGGAGUCUAAUUCUUAGAACAGAGGAUUGAUUAGAAAAUUGUUUAAUCCUACUAGUCCAAACAAUCAAUAGGACCCAUCAAAUCUCUUCAAUAUUGUUGAGAUAUGCUUAUAAGAUAGAUUAAUCUUGGUUGUAAGACAAUAUAAAGAGGCUCAAAGCCUUGAAUCACAAUUAUAAAUUGUCAAAUCAAAUGUAAAAACUUUAUCAAUUCCUGUCAAUCAGAUAAUUAAUAUUAUAACAAUACUACAUUCAUUAGAUAUAAUACAUUUUAAUUUGAGUAUCAAAUCAUUCUAGUAUUAAUAAGUAUCAGGAGAAAUAUAUCUAAACAAUUUAUCGGAUUUAUAUAAUAGUGAAGAAGUUAAUUAUUAAUACAUAUCUCCAGAACAAUUAAAUUAUAUUCCUUACUUUACAAAAGAAUGUAAUAUAUGGGCUUUGGGAAUGAUUAUUUGUUAAAUGAUGGAUUGUCCAAGGGUUCCUAUUUAUAGUGAUAAUUUGAGUAAGUUUAAAAGACAAGUAGAGAAGUGGCAACCAAAAUAGUCAAUAAAACAUAUCUAGGAUAAAGAUCUAUAGGAAUCUAUAAUUAAAAUGUUAUAAAAAGAUCCAAGUUAAAGAGUAUUAUGA